AUGUCGACCUCACGAGCACUAAACGAUGAAGAAGUUAUCAACGAAAUGAAAAAGAUGGUUGCCUUCAUCAAUCAAGAGGCUCAGGAAAAAGCUCGUGAAAUCAAAGUCAAGGCUGAUGAAGAAUUCAACAUCGAAAAAACCAAACUUGUCCGUCAAGAAUCCAUUAAUAUCGAGGCUAGCUUUCAAAGAAAGAUCAAGCAAGCCGAAGUUCAAAGGAAAAUCAUUCAAUCAAACAAUAUCAAUAAAUCCCGUCUCAAAGUCCUUCAUGCACGUCAGCAAUUGCUUGAUGACCUUUUCAACGAGGCCAGAGUUCAACUUAAAGAAAUUCCAAAGGACGCCGGUCGAUACCGCGGUUUGUUGAGAGACUUGAUAUUACAGGCCCUCUAUCAACUAAUGGAUGAAAACGUAACGGCCAUCGUCAGGAAAUCCGAUCUGAGUUUAGCAAAUGAAGCUGUUCAGGAUGCACGUAAGGUUUACACGGAAGCCACCAAGUUACCUGUCAAGAUUGACAUUGAAAAAGAAAAUUUUCUGCCGGAGGAUAGCGCUGGUGGCGUUAUUUUGACAUCUCACUUUGGUCGUAUAAGGAUUAAUAAUACACUUGAAGAGCGACUGAAAUUGACGCAAGAGGAGAUGCUUCCCGACAUUCGUGUCACGCUUUUCGGUCACUCUCCAAGUAGAAAAUUUUUCAAUUAA
This is a messenger RNA of Acaulospora morrowiae, 693 nucleotides long. NCBI's taxonomy places the organism in Eukaryota, Fungi, Glomeromycota, Glomeromycetes, Diversisporales, Acaulosporaceae. The record is from the annotation of a GenBank genome assembly.